AUGCAGCAAGUCCUGCUGUCCCCGAGGCACAGCAAGAGCGGCCUCAAGAUUGAUGUUACCACAUCGCAGAGCGUGGCGUGGGAACAGGAAGAAGCCUGCAAUUUUAGGAGACGAGAGAGGCGCGUGUGCGACCGUCCUCCCUGCCUUGGCGAGGGAAGCAGCACCAUCCAGCCGCACGAAGCAAGCAUCCAGGCGCUGUGCUGGACGCUCGACCCCAUCACUCGGAGGCGCCCUGGCACGGCAGGGGCCGAGCAGGGCCCUCCCCUUCCCCAGCAGCAGGCUGGGGCAGAAGCAGGCGGGGGGCACACAAGUUGCCUUUCGCUUUAUUUUCUUUCCUCUUCUCGCAGACGGAAGCUGGCAGAGCGUACGGAGGCGAGCGUGCAGGUGUCAGAGUUCAACGUCAGCUGCAAAGGUGCUGGGGAGAAGCUGGUUCUGUCUGAGCUCCUGCAGCCCAUCCGGCCCAAAUCCGCCCUGAGCAGCGUGAAGAAAGAGCUGAGCAGAGUGAAGCAGAAAAAGGCGGUGGAGCUGCCGCUCAGCAAAGAGGAGGCGAAGCGGGUCGUGAGGGAAGCUGCCUACGUCAGGACCUCUAAAGACGUGGGCAAAUGGCAGCAGGUGGUUUUGCAGAACCGGCGGGCGGAGCAGCUGGUUUUCCCUCUGAAGCAGGAGAUCCCUACGGUCGUCCCUCUGGAGCAGGUGGCUUCAGCAUGGAAGGCCCGAACUCCCCUGGAGCAGGAGAUCUUUGCGCUGCUCCACAAGACGCAGCAGCCCAUCACAGACCCGCUCCUGACGCCAGAGGAGACAGCCUCGCUGCAGGCAAUGAGCUUGGAGGAGGCCCAGCGCCGGCGGGCAGAGCUACAGAAGGCUCGGGCUGUGCAGUCCUACUACGAAGCCAAGGCUCGUCGAGAGAAGAAGAUCAAGAGCAAGAAGUACCAUCGCGUGCUGAAAAAAAGCAAGAGACGCAAGGCCUUAAAGGAGUUUGAGCUGCUGCAUAAGUCAGACCCUGAGGCCGCCUUGGCCAGGCUGGAGGAGCUGGAGCAGCUCAGGAUGCAGGAGCGGAUGAGUCUUAAGCACCAGAACAAGGGAAAAUGGGCCCGCUCCAGGGCCAUUAUGGCUAAAUAUGACCUGGAGGCCCGCAAGGCAAUGCAGGAGCAGCUGGACAAGAACAAGGAGUUGAUGCAGAAGGUGCGGGUGGAGCUGCCCGAGGAGGAGCCAGCUGAUGUCCCUGAGGAGGACCUCACGCCAGUGACCGUCCCCACCAUCCCCACGGGUGCCAGCGGAGCUAAUCCCUGGAUGCUGGGCAAGCCCAGCAGCCCAGCCGAGGAGCCUGAGGUGCAGGAGGGUCUUGGAGACGUUGCGGUGCCUGCUGCUGUGGAGAGCAAGGAGGAGAUGGAGGAGGAGGAGGAGGAGAUGUCAGAGGAGGAAGCUCUGCUACAAGACUUUGCGCAGAAACGGCACGCGCGGCAGCAGCGGGCAGGGAGCGCUGAGGGACAAGGUGAGGAGCUCGCAGCGCCGGGCAGCACGGGCCUGGUGUGCCGCAGGGCUGGGCAAACAAAAGGGGGCCGGGGGGGCUGGUUUGUGCCCCAACUGACACUGCUGUCCUGCUCUCCUCCCUGCUCGUGGGUGACUGUUUCUCACCUCUUGCCUCUGUGCGUAGGUGCUGAUGAGGCGGAGACGGUUUCUGAACCGCCAGGGGACAGCCCCAUCCAGCCCAUCUGUGCCGAGGAGCCGGCGAGCCCAGGGAUCGAGCAGCCACCCCAAGCCCAGGAGGAGAUCCUGCUGUCGGAGCAGCUGCGCCGGGUGCGGACGAUGGAGGAUGUCGAGGCUCUGGCCUCAGAGGAGCGUGCGGAAGAACAGGAGAAGCCACCAGCCGCAAGAGCAGAGAAGCAAGUGCAGCAGCAGGAGCAAGGCAAAGCUGGGGACAGGCAUGCCAAGAACGCCCCAGCCAAAAAGAAGAAGAAGAUCAUUAGCCUGCAGGCCAUGCUGGCUGGGAAGUCCCAGGAGGUUCAAUGCCCCAGUCUACCUGUGGUCGUGGAGGAAGAGGAGGGUGGCAUCGACCAAAGAGCGGUGAUCACAGAGGCCUUUGCCGGAGACGACGUGGUCGCUGACUUCCGCCGGGAGAAGCGCAAGGCAGAGGAGGCUGCGAAGCCACAGCCGGUGAACCUGGUGCUGCCAGGCUGGGGCGAGUGGGGAGGCACGGGACUGAAGCCCAGCGCCAAGAAAGUAAAACGGUUCCUGCUCAAGCCGCUCCCGGCGCCUCCCAGGAAGGACCAGCACUUGCCCCAUGUCAUCAUGAGCGAGAAGCGCAAUAUCCACGCGGCAGCGCACCAGGUCAGCGAGCUGCCCUUCCCCUUUGAGAGGCACCAGCAGUUUGAGCAGAGCAUCCGGAUGCCCGUGGGCCCCACCUGGAACACGCAGCGUGCCUUCCAGAAGCUGACCGCCCCCCGCGUCGUUACCCGAGCGGGCCACAUCAUCCAGCCCAUCUCUGCCGAGGAUGUCCCCGACAUGGCCACCGCAGCUGGCACUGGAGCCAAGCCAGCGCUAGAAAUCGUGCCCAAGCAGCAAGAGCUGGGCUGGGGCCUCCUCAGCUGCCCCAGAGCGGGAGCGACUCUUCCCACCGGGGCUGGGGCGAUGGUGGCACCGGUGCAGUCCCUUCCUGGGGCGCUGAUCCUGCAGAGGACCGAGGCCACCAGGUCUGAAACCCACUCGGGCCUUGGUGGCGCGGGCAGGUUUACGGCUGCCACAAGCCAGGACCACCUGAAGCAGUGA
This is a messenger RNA of Egretta garzetta (little egret), 2766 nucleotides long. Its product is annotated as UTP14A small subunit processome component. Gene Ontology annotation, biological process: rRNA processing. The record is from RefSeq and is a predicted model, not a curated record. The transcript is spliced from 14 exons. Bases 1 to 2766 code for a protein of 921 amino acids. Lineage: Eukaryota; Metazoa; Chordata; Aves; Pelecaniformes; Ardeidae. Gene Ontology annotation, cellular component: small-subunit processome; nucleolus.